AUGGAGGAAAACUCCGCUUGUGAUCGUCCUGCAUGUGAGAACGCUUCAGAAGCUGAGAAAGAAGCAGCCGAAAUUGCCUUAGAUAUCCAAGAAGAUGAGCGCCGCAACCUCUUCAGAAAUGAAGCCAGCGAGGCUGUCCUAGGAUCGAAAUCGCCCGACGUGGGCAACCCGUAUCAAUGGGACCUGAGGUACAUCGAGAAGUUGGGUCGACAUCUCGGUCGACAUAGGCUAUCAGUACAGCAACCAGAACUGGCUGCUCUUCGUCUUUUCUUCCCCCUCGCUGUGGCUUCACAACACCCUUACACUAGUACGACAUCGAGAAAAAACAACAAUGGCGGUAACCUCGAAGAGCCAAGGUACGAAUGGGAGAUAUUAGGCGAACUAAACGGAGUUCCUGUGUCAGCUUUCCCGGACUGCGGCUCGGAUCUCGACAUAUUGUCGGCCAACUUCGUCGCUGAACACGGUCUGCUCAUUAACAAGGCUACCAGACAUUCAAUCAAGCUACCCAACGGGAAGAUCAUCCGGUCUAUUGGGACGGUCUCCUCGCCGUUCGCAUUCAAGGAUGAGAAAACGACUUAUGACCGCGACUUUCACGUGCUCCCUCGCUCCAUUCAUGACAUCGUUCUGGGUCGCUCCUUUCUGAAAGCCACUCAGACUCUCACCAAAUUUAUGCACCGCCUUAAAAAGAAAGUGGUCGCAUGUUCCGGUUUAUGGAAACGCCUACGAUUGACUGGUUCUCCGCGACAACGGGUGGGCGGGUACCUCCAUGGCCAGUGGAUCGGCGCUUGUCCUGAUACGGGCUCGGACGUUAUGGUCAUGUCCAGAAGCUAUGCGAAGCAACGCGAAUUUCAUGUCGAAAGACAUACUACUUGCUUGGAGUUCCUGGACGGCUCCUUCGCCUACACCGAUGGUGUGGUGCGUGGUGUCACGUGGAGCUGGGACGGAGAAGAUCAGUCUUUUGAAUGUGACUUCCAUGUCUUGGACAAUCUUCCUUGUCCUGUUGUCUUGAGUAGCGACUUUCUGUUUACUCAGAAUGCCUUCUCCGCUUACGAAGAGUCCUUCUACGACGAGCUUGAGCCGGAAGAUCUGGAACUCUUCCCGAACGGUUGGGCAGAGCUCUGCUUCAUACGCGAGGCACGAAAGGAACACCGAUCCCCUUUGCAAGUCCUCCGUGGCGUCUUCCAGAAUCGCAGGCCCCAGGUCCAGCCUCUACAGGGCAACAGAGCUGAGGAGUGGGAGGACGAACUUCAUCGCCAAAGUGAAGAGGAAGACCGCAUUGUGCAGUUGCCUGCACCUGAGCGAGUAGCCGCUUGGGCAGAAGAGCGCCGUGGAAGAGAUCAAUGGCUGCGUGAUCAUCCGCCGCUGGCUUACACCGGAGGUCAUGCCGUUAACCCAGCUGUCCAACAGCAAAUACAAGGCAAUAACCCACGGCCGUAG
This is a messenger RNA of Coniosporium apollinis CBS 100218, 1437 nucleotides long. RefSeq lists its product as uncharacterized. The transcript has 2 exons. The record is from RefSeq and is a predicted model, not a curated record. The coding region runs from base 1 to 1437 and encodes 478 amino acids. Lineage: Eukaryota; Fungi; Ascomycota; Dothideomycetes.